GGCGCCGGGGUGCUGCGGAGCCCCGGCCGGAACAGGAUGGCGAUCCGCGAGCUCAAAGUGUGCCUGCUCGGGGGCUUCUUUCAUGACCAAAACCGUGCCUUGUGGAAAUGAGCUUCAUAAGUUCCUCAUCUGGGACACUGCUGGGCAGGAGCGGUUUCACUCGCUGGCUCCCAUGUACUAUCGCGGGUCCGCGGCAGCCGUGAUCGUCUACGACAUCACCAAGCAGGAUUCAUUUCAUACCCUAAAGAAAUGGGUCAAAGAACUGAAAGAACAUGGCCCUGAGAACAUCGUGAUGGCCAUUGCUGGGAACAAGUGUGAUCUCUCUGAUAUUAGGGAGGUCUCCCUGAAGGAUGCGAAGGACUAUGCUGAGUCCAUCGGCGCCAUCGUGGUGGAGACAAGCGCCAAGAACGCUAUCAACAUCGAGGAGCUCUUUCAAGGGAUCAGUCGCCAGAUCCCGCCCUUGGACCCCCACGAGAAGGGCAACAAUGGAGUGAUCUGCAUUCAUGGUGGGAAGCCACCCUCGCAGGGCCGGCGGUGCUGCUGACCCAGUGCCCAGGGCACUGCCACCUCAGGAACUGUACCUACGCUCUGGGAUUCAGGCACAGGCCUUGCUCCUGAGGCUGCAGGAAGUGGCAGGAUGUGUCUCUUGACAGGGAGUGGGGAAAGCACAGCCGCAGUGUCCCUGUGGUGUGCCAACACCAGCCGAGUGCUGCUCACUGGUUAACAGGGGCAGGUGCCUUUUUUGCUAAAAGCGUUAGAACAUUGUUGGAUUUGUCCACAAGUCUUAAGUACUGUUCUCCUCUCAGGCCUGUGUCACACGGCCAGAUUCCAGUAACUCCUCCCAUUUUGUGCCUGCCUUACCUGACUGGCCUUCACCAAAAAGUGAAUUUAAUAUAGAAAAGUAGAUUUCCGCUGGUUUGGGAAAUAAGCCUUUAUUUAUUGCGUUCUGAGAGGAGCCGGAGAAGCGUAACUGGACCACCAUUCAAGAUGAGUCUUGUACUGCUACGGAAGAGGAGGAAAAAAUGUUUGAAGACUUAUCCACAUUCCUUUCAGUUUAAUUGGUGAUCAUUUUAAGUUUUCAUCGGAUACAGGCAAACAGAGCCAGUCAUACCAUGACGCUGCAUACGACUCUUGGAUGGGGCGGCCAGCUUGAGCGCGCCAGCUAAAUCAGCACUACGUAGGCAGGGUUACAGGGGCACAUGAACUUCUCGAGGCUUGCCCUGCACACGCCGCUGCACGGCGACUUGCUGGUCUGAGGGGUGGCCAGUGCAUGCAGUCGUAUUUGCUGAGGAUGUGCCGCGGUGUCAUAUCUGGGAAAUUGGCUAGAGAGUGCUUCGAGUCUAAAUUCUAAUAAUAUAACAAAAACUAACUGUAGGUUACAGCAAAGCCAGACAGAGGAAGUGUUGCUGUGCUUGGGGACAGUCACAUGGCCACACAAAGGGCCACCAGGGGGACCGGCCAGGGGCCUGAGGAUAGACUCCGAGAGGGACCUUCUCAUUCAGAUUCCCCAUCUGCUCAGCUGAAGAUGUCCAAAUCGCAAGGAAAGAAAGAGAGAGGAGCAGAAGUUUUUUGCACCAGAAAUGCAAAUGCUAUUACCAUUUUAGUGUUCAACAGGACUUGGGAUGGAGGACCCGGGUGGGGCCGGCACAGGGCCUUGGAAGCAGGUCCUGGCACAGAGCGCCCACAAGCGCUGGCUGGAACCUUCUUCGCUGAGAGCCUCCCAUGGCUGGUAACCGUAGUGACAGCCCGCCAUGUGGCUACCAGAAAGGAGGCUGUGAGCUGGUUCGGGGCCUCGAGCUGUCUCGACGCAGCGCAGGCUGGUGUCAUAGGAGCCUACGCAUUGGUGCUGUCACAGGCAAGACAGGGUCAGGCAGCUGCAGGUCAGAAGGGAAACAGAGGGCCGGGGCCAGGCUUUUGGUUUCUCUACAUGGAUGGUACUGGGCGACACAGGGCCAGGUUCUCUCACACAUUGUUUUUCACCCCAAGGAUGUGCUGUCGAGUUGAGUUCUUACUGCUUUGCCCAGCUUUGUAGACGUGAUCGACAGCCUUAGAAUAUGAAGGCCAGAAAAGUUUGGUUUCAAGGGGGUCACUUGAGGCCAGGGAUAUAGCUCAGCAACCCAAGCACCUGCCUGGCAAAUUCUCAGUACUCCUUCCCCCCAGAAAAGGGUGGCACUUGGCUCCCGAGGUAGGUGGCCCAAAACCCACCAGCGAGUGGCACCGGCAUGUCCUGGCAGGGCCUCCACAGGAUUGGCAGAGUUCUUGUCCCUAUCAUCACCAAUCCUGCCCGGUGUGCUUCUGUUGCAGGCCCAGAAACGAUCGUACAUCUCGCUAGAGGAGAGAAAGUGGAGCUCUGAGGCGCCCCCUGCAGUGGCGCCCGGCCUCUGUCGGCCUUUUCUUGUGCCGCUUCGCCUCGGCACCUGGGCUUCUCGCCAGCCGGCAGCUCAGGUUGCUCCGUAAGACAGGUCACACCCCAGCAGAGUGCCGCAGCUUGAAGUGUGUCGGUGUGGUUGUAUUUGGCGUAACACGUCCAGCCUUAAGCCCAUGUAGGCAUCUGCCCCCUGAUGAGACCCCGGCUGUAUUUCAGAAGCGCACCAGGGGUGGGUCGUCCUCGUACUGUUCUGUGCUGCCUUAGCUACUGAAGCCAACCGACGGCAGACAUGCGCAUCACCGCGCAGAGCAACCGGCAAGGAAGGCAGGUGCGCCGUCUUCGUGUAGAGGUGGGUCUCCCCAAGGGCAGGCGCUUGGCCUUGUCCACGACGAGGCUCCCACCCUUUCUUAUUUGAAUUGCUUUCCGGCUGUCCUAACCACUGAUGCACAGCCACACCACAGGGCGGAGUGCGUGGAAAUGACCGUUGCUCCAGGGUGUCAAGCACUUCCAGGUCAUGUGAUGUCCUGGGCACCGUUUCCCGCUGCUUGCCUCUUCUCUCCUUUUUCUCUCCUGUGGGAUGUGUGUACUCGUGGGAAUAGGCUCUCUCCUGGUUGUGCUGACAUGUAACCCAUUUCAAGCUGGCUUGGCUCGGCUCAUGGCCGUGCACUGUAGGAAAAGCGUGAGUUCUUGAAGGCACCGCUUCCAGUGGGCUUCUCUAGAACUGGGAGUGGGUCAGGCACAUCUUUUACAUAUGGACAGUAUCGGCUUAUUGACUUGCUGUUUCAUGGUUUGAAAUGGCACAUUAGGGUGCUGACUGUGCCUGUGCCUUGCAGACAAACAGGUUGAAGACCUAGAGCUAAGUUCUACCCUAUAAUGUGGGCUGGGCCCCUGUGGAGAACAGCGCCUUUAGUGAGGGAGCUUUGGAUGACAGAAUACAGCUUCUGUGGUUGAAGACCACGUAAUGUGGCAGCUGAGCAGAGUGCCUUUGUGUGGGCUUCCCCCUCACGGGCUUUGACAUGCCUGGCAGGGCGUGUGACGAGCAAGCCCUCCCAGGGGGCUCAGGCUGCGCCCAGCCCGCCCAGGUGUCUAGCUCGCCCUUCACUGUCAUCCAGGGACGCAGCGCCAGCGCUGCGUACAGACUGCCACCUCGGCUGGUGUUCUGCAGGACGCUUCUAUCUGGGCUGGACCCAGGGCUUGUAUUUAGAAGACGCCACUGCAGACACCCAGGACCUCUGUACUUUGUAUUCUAUUCUGUAGUAGAACAUUUCCUUCAGCAAUGACCAUUUGUAUCUAUUGUUUUUGUUUUAACGCACACUGAUUCAU
Messenger RNA from Octodon degus (degu), 3691 nucleotides. RefSeq names its product RAB31, member RAS oncogene family (gene Rab31). Bases 83 to 544 code for a protein of 153 amino acids. The transcript is spliced from 6 exons. Gene Ontology annotation, molecular function: GTP binding; GTPase activity. Lineage: Eukaryota; Metazoa; Chordata; Mammalia; Rodentia; Octodontidae. The record is from RefSeq and is a predicted model, not a curated record.